Hippocampus comes (tiger tail seahorse) is the source of this 2251-nucleotide messenger RNA. RefSeq names its product tryptophan hydroxylase 1 (tryptophan 5-monooxygenase) a (gene tph1a). Gene Ontology annotation, biological process: aromatic amino acid metabolic process; serotonin biosynthetic process. The transcript has 11 exons. The coding region runs from base 170 to 1609 and encodes 479 amino acids. NCBI's taxonomy places the organism in Eukaryota, Metazoa, Chordata, Actinopteri, Syngnathiformes, Syngnathidae. The record is from RefSeq and is a predicted model, not a curated record. Gene Ontology annotation, cellular component: neuron projection. Gene Ontology annotation, molecular function: tryptophan 5-monooxygenase activity; iron ion binding.
CUCCUAAGCCCCCUCCUCAUUCUCUCUGUGGUUAAAUAGCAAAGCGUGCUUGCUUUCUCAGGGUUACACAUCCACAUCCUACUUUACAUAGAGGGGGUUACGCAGAUAAUCCACCUGCAACGACUGAAUAAAUAAAGUAGAGGUGGAUAAAACCGAGCUGCACUUUGAAAUGUACUCCAACAGGAUCGAGGGACCUCGAAGGGGGAGAUCGUUUGACUCCAUGAAUAAUGCCUAUGAAGAGAAACUACUCAACAAUGAGAUAAACAAAUCAACCUUCACAAAAAUCGAAGAAAGCACAGAGAAGAAUACACCAGAGAAAGGCAGAGCAACAAUUAUCUUUUCCCUCAAGAAUGAAGUGGGAGGACUUGUGAAGGCACUCAAACUCUUCCAAGAAAAUCACGUCAACCUUGUGCACAUUGAGUCCAGGAAAUCGAAACGGCGCAACUCAGAGUUUGAAAUCUUUGUGGACUGCGACAGCAACCACGAACAACUCAAUGAAAUCAUCCAGCUGCUGCGGAAGCACGUGAGCCUGGUGGACAUGGAACCUCCAGAUAAUUCCUGUUUACAGGACGAAGAUAUGCAUAAGGUACCAUGGUUCCCGAAGAAAAUAUCUGACUUGGACAAAUGUGCUAAUCGUGUCCUGAUGUAUGGUUCUGAUUUGGAUGCUGACCAUCCGGGUUUCAAGGACAAUGUCUACCGCAGAAGAAGAAAGUAUUUUGCAGAUCUUGCGAUGGCCUACAAACACGGUGAGCUGAUUCCCCGCAUCGAGUUCACAGAGGAGGAAGUGAAGACCUGGGGUCUUGUGUACAGAGAGCUCAACAAGUUGUACCCCAGCCACGCUUGUAGGGAAUACUUAAAAAAUUUGCCACUGCUGUCCAAAUACUGUGAAUGUCGAGAAGACAACAUUCCCCAACUGGAGGAUGUCUCUCGCUUCCUCAGGGAACGUACUGGGUUUACCAUCAGGCCCGUGGCUGGCUACUUGUCCCCUCGUGACUUCCUGGCCGGCUUGGCCUUCCGUGUUUUCCACUGCACCCAGUACGUGCGACACAGCUCUGACCCCUUAUACACCCCUGAGCCGGACACGUGUCACGAGCUGCUGGGUCAUGUCCCCCUACUGGCUGAACCCAGUUUUGCACAAUUUUCCCAGGAGAUCGGCCUGGCCUCAUUGGGAGCCUCGGACGAUUCUAUUCAGAAACUGGCCACAUGUUAUUUUUUCACAGUGGAAUUUGGCCUAUGCAAACAGGAAGGACAGCUGAGAGCGUAUGGGGCUGGCCUGCUAUCUUCCAUCAGUGAGCUGAAGCAUGCACUUUCCGGAAAAUCAAGGAUCAUGCCAUUUGACCCCAAAGUUACAUCCAAACAAGAAUGCAUCAUUACAACCUUUCAAGAUGUUUACUUUGUGUCAGACAGCUUUGAGGAGGCCAAAGUCAAGAUGAGGGAGUUUGCGAAGACCAUUAAGCGUCCCUUCACAGUACGGUACAACCCCUACACCCAGAGUGUGGAUGUGCUUAAAGACACGCCCAGCAUCAAUAGCGUUGUGGAGGAACUCCGACACGAGCUCGACAUCGUGGGCGAUGCUCUGAACCGCCUCAAUAAGCAGCUCGGAAUCUGAAAUUUCAAAACCCGCUUGCAGACCGUUUGUGUUGUACCCCCAAGCACUGCUCUAGACAUGCUGCUUGCGUAUCACUGUUUUCAUUACAAUGAAUGUGCACUAAUUUUGGCAAAAACACCCUGUUGUCCUUCUCGCGUACAAAGACAUUCAUGCUAUGACACCAGUGCAUUGCGCAAAUCAAAAGAGCACUGUUUUCAUCCAUUUGGCUUCUACCUUGCAACCUGUCUGUUUGCACCUGUACCAGAAAUUCCCCUGAAUUCAAGUCAGCCAUGUUGUCCAACCUGCUGUUGUACAUGAUCUUGUGAUGUAUUUUUUUUUUUGUUUGUUUCAGUAUCCAAUUAAUCUCCAUUGCACCAGUGAUUAAAUAUAAACCGUACCUUUAUAUUAUUAUUGUGUAUGUAUUGUUUCUUUUUCUGUAAGGUUGAGGGAAAUUAUACAAGCAAUGUAAUGCAAAUAUGUUGGUGGUCUAUGCUGACAGAUUUAGCCCAUGCACCCCUUCUAGUAAUAGGGCUACCUUUUAAAAAGUAGAUAUAAUUAGAACCCUCCUGAAUUAUAUAAAAAAAAAUAUUUUUGUACAAACCAAUUUCUAUACAUAAUUAAUGGUGUAGGUUAUGUAUGCAAAUAUAUAAAAAUUAUAUGUAU